Ipomoea triloba (trilobed morning glory) is the source of this 520-nucleotide messenger RNA. RefSeq names its product transcription factor bHLH167-like. The transcript is spliced from 2 exons. The record is from RefSeq and is a predicted model, not a curated record. Lineage: Eukaryota; Viridiplantae; Streptophyta; Magnoliopsida; Solanales; Convolvulaceae. The coding region runs from base 1 to 495 and encodes 164 amino acids. Gene Ontology annotation, cellular component: RNA polymerase II transcription regulator complex. Gene Ontology annotation, biological process: regulation of transcription by RNA polymerase II. Gene Ontology annotation, molecular function: DNA-binding transcription factor activity, RNA polymerase II-specific; protein dimerization activity; RNA polymerase II transcription regulatory region sequence-specific DNA binding.
AUGGAGACUAACCCUAGCUUCCGAAGAACAAAAGCUGGGCGGCAUUUGGUUGAGAAACAACGGAGGCAGAAAUUGAAAGGUCUUUAUGAUCAGCUCUCCUCUCUCGUCGUCUCUGGUGAAAACUCUCUGGGAAAGGAAAAAUCGUCGGAGUUGGACUUGUUGGAUCGAGCCACUGACUACAUCAAACAACUAGAGAAAAACAUUAAUGAGCUGAAAGCAAGAAUGGAUAGUCUACAAGUACCAGUUGAAGUAACCGUGAAAGAAAGUGACGCAGGUGAAACAUUGUUGGAGAUAAAUAUAGUGUGUGGAUCGGAGAACAAGAAGGUGAAGAUGCAUAAAGUCAUUCGGAUUCUUGAAGAAGAAGGUGCUGAAGUUGUGAGUGCAAGCUUCUCUACUGUGGAUCUCAAGGUCUACCAUACAAUUCUUUGCAAGGUACAAUAUACUACAAAGAGGCAAUUUAUGCCAUCGGCCAAAGUCAUGUCUGUUUGUAGUUAACAUAUUAUGUACAUACAACAAUUGU